AUGGCUGGAAACAAGAAGAAGAACAAAAAUAAAGCUAACGCGAAUGCGAAUGAGAACAUCAACUCUGGUAACAGGGAGAAAAGGUCUCAGAGCAGUAUGAUUGAAAAGCGAGAGGACAACAAGGAUAUAACCGUCGACCCACUCGAUUCUUCUCCAGUAUCGAGUGGGAAGGAGAACGGAGACAAGGCGCUUUGUGAAGCGGAUGUCGUUGUCGACUCGUCCGAAGAACCCGCGGAAUCCAGCCGAACCACAGAGCAAACGAACGAUGUAGUUGCAGCCGAGCAAGGUAAGGAUGAUUUCUUGCAUGGCGAGCUUUUGCAACCAGGGUGUGUUGUCAAUGAGUCUGAGCGACUACCGACGACCACGCAAUUCAGACUCAACUCCAGCAGUGUCUCUUGUAAUACCCGUGCUGAGGAGCGAGUUUCCAAAAACGGAUGGUCCUUUGGAAGAGAAGGAGUUCAAGAUGUCGCAGUUUCCAAAGAAGAGCUAAGCAACGGGUUCCAGCCAACUCCUGAGGUUCAGGUAUCCCAAGAAAGUGUGGAAAUGACAGCAAGCGAAGCCCUGGAGAAAGACGAGGUGGUGCCGACGACUGAGAACAUCGCUCAAAAUCCAGGUCUCGAGGAUACAGUAGUAUCUGAGGAUGAUGACGGCAACGUGUCAUCGUCUCAACCUCAAUCGCACCUGCAGCCGCCAUCGGUACCUGCUAAGCAGCUCCUUGAUGACCAUAAGACUCCCUCCAGAGUGCAGAGCUGCAGACCACAAGCAUCAGCCAAGUCGCCGACGCAGAUACCGAAACUUGAUGAUCGACCAGCAUUAUCUGAGCAAGAAAUUCUGAAACAGCCCACUAUACAAGCAGCUCCAACUGAGUCGCACCUGCCCAGUAAACUCGAGGUUAUCAGUAGAGAUAAAAAUGCUCAGAUGCUCAGCCCCAAGUUCGAAGAGGGGAUAGAGGCGCUCCGCAAGCGUUUUGUUAGACAGAUUGAAGAUCAAGAACAGCGCUUCAAGCAGCGGGAACGAAAGCUUAUUGCUGAGCGCGAGUUCCUAAACGACAACCUUGAGGCUACUCACGCGGAGAUUACGCGUCUUGAGAGCCUCCAGGCUCUCCCUCAAACACUCAAGCCUACCACUCGCGACCAAGGCACUCAGACAGAGACAUCGACUGAUUCACUAACCCAAGAGCCGAAGCUACAAGGCAGCCCACCACUACUGCUUCACGGAAUUCUGGAAAAGCCUAGCAAUACGACACCAUCUUCAGUCGAGCCGCGAACCCAGGAGCAGAAGAGUUCAGAUGCCACGCGAGAACCACGGUUCCAUGAUACUCUCAAGUCACAAAACAGGGAUCGUAGUAAGAACAUGGCGCAACCAGCGCGGGAGCAAAAGGAGGCAGAAUUCGAGCGAAAGAUCCACAGUCUGGCUCGGCAGGUUGCUGCGGAGGCUCAAGAACAGUUCUCCCUCGAAGUCAUCAAAGAGUACACAUGGUGGCUCAAAGACGGCAUAAUUCGUACCGUCUAUUCUCUUGUCCGAGGUACUCACCCCAACAUCAAUUUUGCCUUCCAAUUUCUAGCCCGCGCCUAUGUCUUUGGCGAGCAUAUUGACGACAAGUGUUGGAUGAACGACGUCAUGGAUGCUCUCGUUGGUGCUCACAGUCGUGUUCGGCGUCUCAAGAUGAGCUUAAUUGUCCAGUACACGUACAAAUUUACGAAGCACACAUCGCCUAUGCGUAGAUUAUUGGUAGAUAUGUAUGCGCAUUGCUCGCAAUCGACCGACGUCGUGAACGUCAGUCUUAGGGAGCUACCGGCCGAGGUUUGA
This is a messenger RNA of Alternaria postmessia, 1809 nucleotides long. RefSeq lists its product as uncharacterized. NCBI's taxonomy places the organism in Eukaryota, Fungi, Ascomycota, Dothideomycetes, Pleosporales, Pleosporaceae. The transcript is spliced from 2 exons. The coding region runs from base 1 to 1809 and encodes 602 amino acids. The record is from RefSeq and is a predicted model, not a curated record.